This is a messenger RNA of Parastagonospora nodorum SN15, 1004 nucleotides long. RefSeq lists its product as hypothetical. The transcript has 3 exons. NCBI's taxonomy places the organism in Eukaryota, Fungi, Ascomycota, Dothideomycetes, Pleosporales, Phaeosphaeriaceae. The record is from RefSeq and is a predicted model, not a curated record. The coding region runs from base 1 to 753 and encodes 250 amino acids.
AUGCCCAUCCGCAACCCAUUCCGCCGCGCAGGCGUGCCUGAAGUCGUCGACGAAAACCAGCGGACUUCGGCGGAAAAUGGAUUCAAGGACACGACCGUCUCGGGUGCAACGCCCCUGCAAGUCAAGGAUCCUGCAGAAUACAAACUGAGUGGUGAGGAUGAAGCCAUAUGCGCCGCAGAGCACUGCCAGCCGUCACCCCAGCAGGAGAAGCCCGCCUUUUGGCACUCCAAGUCCAACAUCUCUACAACAUCCUCAAACCACCGAAGUCUGCUUAGCGAGAAUGAGCCCUUCAGCAUCUCGCGCGAGAGCUUCGACUCAUACAGGAGGUCCUUCGAUAUUUCUGCUCGGUCUCCUAUGCAAGACUGCGGCAAUGAGACAUACCCACGUCAAUCGCUCGAUGCCCGGCGAUCAGUUGAUACACGACGCUCGCUCGAUGUCCGCCGUUCGCGCGCUACGCCCCGCUCUUCGAUGCAGCAACAUCGCGAUAGCACGGACCAGCCCGCCGUGCCAGAAGAGGGGUUCGAAGAUGUGGGGUUGAACGACGAGCCUAAGCCCCUUCCCCAGAAAAAGCGUGGCCUCUUUUCGCGCUUUGGCGACAACAACCAUGCAGACGAGAAGAAGACGGAAGAGCGCCCGACAUCGAGCCACCACUUCUCUCUGACCGGCCGCAAACGGGCCGAGAGCGGUACAGGCUCGGAAUUGAAGCCCAUGCCCCGGCCGUCGACUGAGGUCCCUGUUGAGACACGGUCGUAGCGGUGAAUGAUUAGAUGAAGGAGUGUACUAUUACCAACGAGUUCACUGACGAUUUGGAUGUAUUGCGCUUGGGCGGCAUCGCGGCGUUUUGGGGGAUAUCCGUUUGGCAGCAUUACCCACAUAGAGCAUUUGGUAUCGCGGGUUUAGAGCUGCGUCACGAUCGCUACUACGAUGAAGGACAAGGGCCCUGUCUUUGAUCAUCGAGGCACUUGAGCAAGUGCCGCAUAUAAUACUAAGUUGUAAUUCAUCAG